CAGAUUCGAAAUGUAGCAUCGAGCUCUCCCCACCGGAACGACUUGCUCGGGGAACACGGGGCGGCCGGACGGGUGUGCAGUGAGGGACAGAACGGACGUGUCGAGCCGGGCCUGUCUGUCGACUCGGAUCACGGAGCGAUGCAGCGCACACGCAGUGGUGGGAUGCCAUCAAAAUGUGGAUUUUGUAAGCGGAUUAAAGAGGACACAUGCAGUGGAGAAAUGCUCUUUUCUCAGGAUGGUCAACUGGUAAUUCACCGCAGAUGUCUGCUGUUUUCGUUUGCACCCGUGAUAUCCAAAAUACCCAAGAAUGAAAACCUUUGUGGGAUUUCGAUACAAACUAUUCAAAAGAAAUUGCAAAAAACUGCCAAAAUGAAGUGCACUCACUGUCAUCGGUCUGGAGCUGCUGUUAAAUGUGCUGUAACCAACUGCAGGAAGGUCUAUCACUAUCCCUGUGUGACGAGUGAUAAUGGUGCAAUCAAGGAAAAUGAAAUCCGUGGGGUUUACAGGAUUUGGUGUCAUAAACAUAAAACUGAACAGAAAUUAGUAGAAGACAGCUCCUUUGAACAUGCUGAAGAUGUUCAGGACACUGUACAACCUAAAGGCGAAAUGCUGGAACAACAGGAAGGGCAACAUCUCUGCAGCAAAAAGGCAGACCCUCAGGGACAUUCUUCUUGUAUGCAGACUGAAAUUCUUAUGAAAUGUGAAGUUAAGAACUGCUCAAAGACUUGCCACUUGGGAUGUGCAACUUCUAACAACAUAAAGCUCAUGAAAAAUGUUGAGAAAGGAGUUGACAGUGGUUCUGAUGAAGAUCAAAAUGAUAAGAAGGCCCUUGGUUCAACUUCGAGUAACUACUGCAUGGACAACGGAGAUGAAGAAAGUUGCAAUGAUUGGGAAGAUAACCACAAAUGGAAAAUGAGAAAUAAAACAAAAGGUGAAGGAAGAUUGAAAAAAUCCCAGAAACAUCAUUCCUGUUUAUCAAAUAAUCAUGGAACCUUUGAGGGUUCCAAUGUGUCCAAACCAACUUUCCAAGAACUUGAUUCUUUCAGUUGCAACAACAGGAAUUCCAACAAAAUGUCAAAUCUCCCUGAGAGAGAUUAUUUGGAGCACAGUGAUAUGAACACUGAGAAAAUUAAAGGGAAUACAGCAGAGCUCUUGCAGUCGAAAGAAAAUCCUGCCAGAGUAGCUGAGAGUGAGGAAAACACAUCCUGCAUGGAUAUCCACAAUCUUGAAAAAGCAAAAUUAUUUUGGAUCAAAAUGCAAGCUUCUAGGAGGGUGGAACUCGUCUUUGAGCAACUCAGUAAUGUGAUAACCUGCCUGAAAAAGAAAAUUUCCAAUGGUUCAGCAAACAAUCAAGAAUAUUUGAAGGCUUUAAAUUUGCUCAACAAAGCUGGAAUCUACAACAACUCACUUUCACCUGACACAGCAGAAAAUGAAGAAAGGUUUCAGUUGAAUUGUGAGGAUAUUUCGGAAAGAUUGAUAAAUACUGAAGAAAUGGAAGCAGAAUUAGUAUUGGACAAUCCCCUGUUUUUACAAACAUCAGUUAUUAAAAGUCUGGCUUCCUGCGCCACCUGCCCAUCACCUACAAAGGAAUUAAAUUACCCAAAUGUUCCUGAUCGGUUAAUACUUCAUCAGCGUAAGUGCAAUACCAUGUGUAUCGCUGGAGUAAUGCCUCAAACUUCUGAUCAUUUCAAAGGGGAAAAUCCACUGAAAAUUCCCAUACUCUGCCGGUUUAAAAGAAGACAUGCAAAACUGCACUGGGAUACUGAGGUUUUGGAGCCUCCACAUGUCUCUUACAAAGCUCCUUGUGGGAGAAGCUUGCGGAAUUUCAAGGAGGUGCGCAAUUACAUUUAUGAAACGCAGUGUGGCUUUCUUUUAUUGGACUUUUUCUCUUUCAAUACAUACAUUCAGCUUUCAAGAACAUUUCCUUGCAAGAACCCAGUUGUUUAUGAAGCUGAUAUAAGCCACGGUAUAGAACCUGUUCCAGUUUCUCUGCACAAUGCGAUUGACAUCUCUACGCCAGAGCACUUUAAAUACAGAAAAGCACGGUUGCCUCAUGGAUGCCUUAUUAGUAAUUCAUCAGAGAUGUUCCAACAGAAAUGCAACUGCACAAAUGGCUGCAGUGAUGGGUGUGCAUGUCAACAGCUGACAACCAAAGUCAACAAAAGAUUUAACAAGGCUUCUGGGUAUGAAUACAAGCGUCUUCUGCAAUGUGCACCUUCUGGGGUUUACGAAUGUAACAAGUGGUGCAAAUGCGACAAAAGAAUGUGUGAAAACAGAGUUGUACAACAGGGCCUUACAGUUCGACUGCAGUUGUUUAAAACGCACAAAAAAGGCUGGGGAGUCCGUUGUAUGGAUGAUGUUGAUAAAGGAACCUUUGUGUGUUGUUACACAGGUCGAAUACUAAGGACCACAAAUGAAAUAGAGAGCCAAGAAAAUGAGAAAGCCAUUAAUGUUAAUGAUACUAAUUCAGGUGGCAGCAAAACAGCAAUGACCUUCAUCAAGAGAGAAAGGAAAGACUCCAAUUCGGAACCUGAAUGUAAACUAUUACAAGAAACGGAAGAGACAAAUACAAGUGUGAAGAAGGAUGAAGCAAUUCCAUUUUUGAAAACAUCACCUUUAAUAACACAAAAUAUGGAACUAUCUGGGAACAAACUCAGAGUUAGCAAGUCUGAAUUAGCUGACUCUGAAUUGACAUCAAUAGAACGGCCAAAAACAAAGACGGCGCUUCUUCAGGCUCGUCGAAGAAAGCUUCUGGAGCAGGACCAGAAAUUAUUUAUGCACAGUAGUUCAGAGGAGGAUGAAAGGGUAUCAUCAGCAGAGCGACCCAAAAGACACUCCAGAACAUUACUGCUAUCUUCACCAAAGAAACUCAAGACUUUAUCAGGUAAUCAUCUGAUCAACAAUGAUGAAGGAGUCUCAGAAAACAAGAGCAGCAUUGAUUACAGAAAAAGUCAUCAUAUCCCUUCUGGAAACAUUCUUGAAUGUCCUUUGUUCUCUCAACAAGCACAACAAGAAACAGAUAAACAGGAAAAUAAAAUAAAUAAUGAAAAUGGAAAUAUACAAAACAAAUUGAUUCAAGAUGACAAUCAUAAGCAACCAAUGUUAAAAUUACACAGAAUCUGCGUUGGUGAUAAGCAAGAGGAUUGCUGUUAUCUUUUGGAUGCCACAAAAGAAGGAAAUAUAGGUCGUUUUCUUAAUCAUAGCUGUGAUCCAAAUCUAAUGGUACAAAAUGUUUUUGUCGAUACUCAUGAUAAGAAUUUUCCCUGGGUGGCUUUUUUUACCAAUAGGUAUAUUAAAGCAGGAUCAGAGUUGACAUGGGACUACAAUUACUCGGUGGGAACCAUACCCGAAGAAGAAAUUCCAUGUCUUUGUGGAUCCAUCAAAUGCAGGAACAUUAUAGUGUGAUACCUCCAGUUUAAUCGUUACAAGGAUCAGUAUCAGUGAUUUGGAAGAGGAAGAGAAAAGAUGAACGAAUGAAGAAAACAUCAUUAAAAUGAAUGAAGUUAAAUUAAAUGUGCAUGGAAAACUAAAAAACUGCAGAUGCUGGUAAUCUGAAAUAAAAAUAUAAAAUGCUGGAAAUCCUCAGUAGGUCAGGCAACAUCUGUGGAAAGGGAAACAGAGUAGGUAUUUUGAGUCAAUAUCUUCACAGAUGUAAAUG
Molecule: messenger RNA, 3658 nt
Organism: Amblyraja radiata (thorny skate)
Lineage: Eukaryota; Metazoa; Chordata; Chondrichthyes; Rajiformes; Rajidae
Product: histone-lysine N-methyltransferase SETDB2
Exons: 25
Coding region: 139-3405 (1088 amino acids)
Biological process (GO): heterochromatin organization; negative regulation of gene expression
Cellular component (GO): nucleus
Molecular function (GO): histone H3K9 methyltransferase activity; zinc ion binding; protein binding
Source: RefSeq, a predicted model, not a curated record